UGUCGGUUUAUUGAUGAAGUUGCCACGACUAUAUAAAUUGUGUAUUUACCAUUCUGCCACGCUUUGCGUUCUCUUCUUCUCCACCUUUUCGUUAGUUGGCACCAAACGCAAACGCAGGUCUCCAUCAUAUUGCCCUAAAACUCCUUCCCAAAAGAGACUAUGGAGGGCAAAAUGGGGUUUUUGUUUCUGAUUGUGUUGGGUGCUGCUUGGGUUUGUGAUGCAAGAGAAUUAGUAAACCUUGAAUUACACAGAAAACCAGACUUGUGUUCAGCUUGUGAAGAAUAUUCAACUCAGGUACUUGAUUAUCUAAAGGAUAACAACACUCAGGUAGAAAUCAUUGAUUCACUUCGCAAUACAUGCCUUCAACUCCGGUCUUUAAACCAGCAGUGCGGUAAAUUGGUGGAUUAUUACGCUCCACUUUUCUUCUCAGAAAUAGCUCAAAUAAAGCCUGGUGAACUCUGCGAGAAGUUCAACCUUUGUGAGUCUGCGAAGGUUUUUUGGAAAGUUCAAAGAAAUAGCUGUGGCCUUUGCAAAGAAGCUAUUGAAGCCUUAUUGGUUGAGUUGAAUGAUCCUGACACUAAGCUCGAGAUACUAGAGAAACUACUGAAGGCAUGCGAUUCUGUGGAGAAGUACAAGAAGGAGUGCAAGAGGGCGGUUUUCGAGUAUGGACCUUUGAUUCUGGCGAAUGCAGAGAAGUUCCUGAAGACAACAGAUAUAUGCACUGCAUUACAUGCCUGCCCUGCUUCCACUAUUGUUAGUCAGGAAGCUACAACCAUGGAAGAAACACCAUUGCUUUCUGACUCUUGAUCAUCUGAAACUACAUUAUAAAAGAAAUUAUAUAUUUACAUUGAAGAUCAAUGUGCUUGUACCUAAAUGUGUUCUUUUGCUGAAAAGGAAUAACUGAUUAUUUGUUAAAGGUUGUAAUUAUGGGAUGCAAACUUUAUGUUAUAUGAAUUUCUUCCAUUGUGUAAGUAGUGAGAGUGUUUCUGUAUGAAAUUAUGAAUUUAUAGAAACUGUUGAUCUUCUUUUUA
This is a messenger RNA of Vicia villosa (hairy vetch), 1031 nucleotides long. RefSeq lists its product as uncharacterized. Lineage: Eukaryota; Viridiplantae; Streptophyta; Magnoliopsida; Fabales; Fabaceae. The transcript is spliced from 6 exons. Bases 160 to 807 code for a protein of 215 amino acids. The record is from RefSeq and is a predicted model, not a curated record. Gene Ontology annotation, biological process: lipid metabolic process.